CUUUCCGUUAUCCUCAACACCGGAGGAAACCGAAGAGAGAGUGGUAAAAGAAGAUGGCGGCAAUGAAAGGAUGUUAUUGCCAUCCAAAUGCAAGUAAAAAUGAAACCCAUCAUCAUCAUCGCCUUCUUCCUCAGAAUUUAUCUGUAGUUACCAAGAAGCCCUUUCCCUCUUCUUCUUUUUCCUCUUAUGCGACUCUUAACGCCAACGAUGACAAGAAGAGAUCGCUGCCUCUUCGAAUUCGAGCAGCAGCUGGAGAAGGCAAUUCGACUUCCAAUGUUACAAGCACAAGCGACGUUAAGGGGUCGGGGACAACAGCGAGAGGUAGAAGACUUGUCAAGAUUCGUGAAGAGAAGAGGAAGCGAGAAUUCGACAGGCUUCACAAUUAUCCUGCCUGGGCUAAGGUCCUAGAAAACGCCUGCAAAGACGAUACGGAGCUACGAGCGGUUCUUGGCGAUAGCAUUGGCGACCCUGAGCUCAUGAGGAAACGGGUUGAAGAGCGUGUUCGGAAAAAGGGUAGAGAUUUUCACAAACAAAAAACGGGCUCUGUGCUUUCAUUUAAAGUCAGCUUCCGAGAUUUUAACCCACUUGAUUCCUACAUAUGGUUUGAGUUAUAUGGAUCACCUUCUGAUCAAGAAGUCAAUCUCAUUGGCAGUGUUAUUCAGUCAUGGUAUGUUAUGGGACGUUUGGGUGCCUUUAAUUCUUCUAAUUUGCAGUUGGCGAAUGCAUCAAUGGAGUAUGAUCCCCUCUACGAUGAGGAAAAGGGUUUUAAAGUGAUGCCAUCAUCAUUCCAUGAUAUCAGUGAUGUUGAGUUUCAGGACAACUGGGGCCGUGUUUGGGUUGACCUUGGUACUUCUGAUUUUUUUUCCAUUGAUGUCCUCCUCAACUGCUUGACGGUAUUGAGUGCAGAUUAUUUGGGCAUUCAACAGAUAGUAUUCGGUGGUCGUUGCAUGGGUGAUUGGGAAGAGGGUAUGACAAACCCUGACUAUGGCUACAAGUACUUCAAAAUCUGAACCAAAGGUCGAUGCAAAUGCUAUAGAAAUCUAGAAGGCUUCAUGUGUCUUUGGUUGCUUAUAUACUGAUAGAGACUAGAGAUGGCUAUUGAAAGGCAUCCUUGCUGUUGCUAAAUACCUGAAAUAUGAGAUAUCAAAAUCAUGAAUCUUAUCUUUUUUUCCUUUACUUUUUUUUUCCUUCCUUUAAUAUUUGAAGGUGAUUCCGUGGCGCCAUGAAUAAUUGAAGAUCAAUGGGAAGAUAUUUGAUG
This is a messenger RNA of Theobroma umbraticum, 1258 nucleotides long. RefSeq names its product structural maintenance of chromosomes-like protein, putative (DUF3531). The record is from RefSeq and is a predicted model, not a curated record. Lineage: Eukaryota; Viridiplantae; Streptophyta; Magnoliopsida; Malvales; Malvaceae.